Molecule: messenger RNA, 570 nt
Organism: Naegleria lovaniensis
Lineage: Eukaryota; Heterolobosea; Eutetramitea; Acrasida; Naegleriidae
Exons: 1
Coding region: 1-570 (189 amino acids)
Source: RefSeq, a predicted model, not a curated record
AUGACUCAAAUCCGAAGAGAAGGACCAAAACCUCGAUAUCAAAACGACUAUGCCUUCAAACAUAACAAGGCUUCCAAAUUAACGACUAAAAUUUUGAGCACACCCAAUGUCGGACUAUGUAAGAGAUGUCAUGAUAUUAUUGAAUGGAAAAAGGCUUAUCGGAAAUAUAAACCUCUGACUCAACCAAGAAGAUGUAAUAUUUGUCAACAAAAAACGGUUACUCUGGCCUAUCAUGUCAUUUGUAAUAAGUGUGCCAAAGACAAUAGAAAAUGUGCAAAAUGUUUGGAACCCUAUGAUGAAAAAUUAGCAGCUGAUGAAAAAUUACUCGAAGAAAUCAAAAACUUGGAUGAACUGGAGCGAAAGAUGAGCCACAUGACUUUGAGACAACAACAUGCAAUCAUUAGAGAAGCUCAAAAAAUGGCAGAGCAAGACAAAUUAAAUGAUGCUGAUAAUUUGGAGCAAAAUGGAGAAUCAUCAUCCACCUCAAAAUCGUCGAGUGAGAAGAAGCAGGUUGAAGAAGAAUCAGAUGAAGAAUAUGACGAAGACGAUGACUUUGAUGACGAUUUGUAA